Messenger RNA from Scatophagus argus, 5275 nucleotides. It is a transcript of the gene ark2ca, whose product is annotated as ring finger protein 165a. The coding region runs from base 370 to 1410 and encodes 346 amino acids. The transcript has 8 exons. The record is from RefSeq and is a predicted model, not a curated record. Gene Ontology annotation, molecular function: zinc ion binding; ubiquitin protein ligase activity. NCBI's taxonomy places the organism in Eukaryota, Metazoa, Chordata, Actinopteri, Scatophagidae.
CAGCAGUCACAUAUGUCAAAUAUCCGUUUUAAUUCUUUUGAUAAGCAGGCCCAUAUUUCACUAGAAGACAUGUGAAAUCCUAAAGAAAUAGUAGAGGUUGUACGGUGGGAUGAAAUGCAACCAGAUGGGGGUUCAUGUCAAUUUGAGGCUGCCCAAAACAGAGACAUCCCCGCCCCGGCGGCCAUCCCAUUGGUGGAGCAGAAUGCCAAAGCCGGAGGGUCCUGAUCGGAGGGGUCCACUGAUUGGUUGCUUGGGUGUGUGUGUGCAGGCAUCGCAGCCUGUCCGUUUGAAUGUGCUGGGGACUGGAGGGGAUCAUUUCCAUGGACCAUCUGUCUCACUGGCUACCCACACAACAAAGAAGGACCCAGGAUGGUGUUAGUACAUGUUGGAUAUCUGGUUCUCCCCGUCUUCGGCUCUGUUAGAAAUAGAGGAGUACACUUUACCAGGCAUCAACACAGCCAUGCUACCUCCUGCCGACAUUUUCAUCUGGGCGCUCCCCAGGCGCCCAUCUCAGCAGAGUUCCCUCUAGGACACACCAGCCAGCCGCCUCAGACAGGCCUGGCCACCCACCUGCCCCCGGCACACCAUCCGCCCCUCACUGCCCUGCCUGCACCCCCUCAGUUCCAGGAUGUGCCGGGGCCUCCAUUCCUACCUCAGGCCUUACACCAGCAAUACCUCAUUCAGCAGCAGCUUCUUGAAGCGCAGCACCGCAGGAUUCUCCCGCACUCUAGAAGAACCCAGGAGCGUAUUCCCCUGAACCCCCACCGACUGCGUUCAGGCUAUGAGUACUCCCCUGCCCUCCAUGUUCCCCAGCCAAUGACACAGCAGCAGCAGCGGUACCUGGCCGAAGGCACCGACUGGGAUCUCAGCGUCGAUGCUGGCCUCCCUCACCACCAGUACCAGCUCCAGCAGCUUCCACAGCACUAUCAGCAUUACUUGGCCUCCCCCCGAAUGCACCACUUUCCCAGGAACACAUCCUCUGCACAAGUGGUUGUGCAUGAAAUCAGAAACUACCCGUACCCCCAGCUGCACCUGUUGGCACUGCAAAGUCUGAAUCCUUCAAGGCAUGCCACAGCUGUGCGAGAAAGUUAUGAGGAGCUUUUGCAACUAGAGGACCGGCUGGGGAGUGUGAGCAGGGGAGCUGUUCAGACAACCAUAGAGAGGUUCACCUUUCCACAUAAAUACAAGAAGAGAAAGCCCCUGCAGCUGAAGAUUGGGGAGGAAGAGGAAACAGAUGUGGAUGAGAAAUGCACCAUCUGUUUGUCCAUGCUGGAGGAUGGAGAGGACGUCAGGAGAUUGCCCUGCAUGCACCUCUUCCACCAGGGCUGCGUGGACCAAUGGCUGGCCACCAGCAGGAAGUGUCCAAUCUGUCGGGUUGACAUCGAAACACAGCUGAACCCUGACAGCUGAUGAGAUUUAAACUCCCUCCCACUUUGUCAAUCACCCUUGUGUGGUUCCUGCUUUCUUCCAUCCCGGCUUGCCGGCCCCACCCCCACCCCCUCCCCCGUUGGGUGCUUUGCCAAAUGUCUCCAGACUUCAUGUGACAUCACCACCCUUCUGACUCACGCUUUACUGAGCCAAGCCAGGAUAACUCGCACUGCACGAGAGGCCGCAAGGAGCUCUCUUUGUAUAGAAGCACAUCUCUCUGGAGGCAAAAGACACGCAAACACACACACACACACAUACUCAUGUACACAGGGUUUACUUGUAGCUUGCUGGUCGUAAGUGGGGUGUUGUUGCUGUUGUGGUGUUGUACUGUAGGUAGCCCCGGGCUGUGUAGCAUGUCCUCAAAGCCAUGACUUAAUGUCCUGAGAAUGGAAAACACAUAACCCCACACUGAGCUGGCUACUUUCUCUCUCUCUUUCUAUAUAUGUAUAUAUAUGUAUAUAUACAUAUACAUAUACAUAUAUAUAUAUAUAUAUGUAUAUAUAUUUUUCUCUCUUUUCAAACACCUUUCAAUCAAAAUGAAUAUUCUGCCACACAAGAAAACGUAACAAACUAAAUGCUCUGAUGCCAUGUUUACUUAAAGAUCAUCUGUGGUUGUAGUAGAGUAGCAGUAACCAACAAGUGAUAUCUGGUGUGCUGUUGUCUUCUUAGGGGCAAGCACCAGCCAGCUGAGUGUUUUAAUUCUAUCAUGCAGCUUUGACAUUUUGCAAUACAGUUGUACAUUUACCUUGGGUCGGUGUCAUGUGAGAUGGUGUCAUGUGAUUAGGUCUCUUUUGCUGCCGCAGAAACCGAGCCUAGUGAUCGAGUCGUAGUGUGUUUAAAAAUUUCAAAAUACGUAGAAAGUGGGGUGUUUUUUUUUUUGUUUUGUUUUGUUUUUCACCAAAAUGCAUUUUGUCACAGUGUAGCUUGAGCCUGACGUGCAGGUUCACGUGUGUGUGUGUGUGUGUGUGUGUGUGCUCUGCCCAGCUGUGUGUGGCUCAAAGAAUGUGUCUAACCAAUGUGUGGAUGUUUGGAAAGUGCAAAUGUGAGCGUGUUUCCAGGGUUCGAGAGAACACCUAGACGUUAACUUACUGUAGGUUAAUGGCAGGGUCGCUGGAGUGCUUACACAACACAAAGCCAAAAAAGGGAUGAAAAAACGGAAACUAUCAUGCGCUACAGAGCGAGGUGGGAGGAAGACUCAGCUGCCCUUGUACCUGUAUCUUCACCUGGCGCGGGGCCAGUAGCGGAACAGUGUGUGCUAAAAAUGCAUGCUUCAUCAUCGACUCGGGCUGACAGCUUCGGUAGCGUUUCUUCUGUUUCAAAAAGGUACAGAGAUGGCUUUGCAUGACUUAGUUAAUCUGAGCUGUGACUAUCUUCUCAACACUAACAAACAAACAAAAAAGAAAAAAAAGAAAAAUGAGCACGGUGUCAGUGGCUGCUCCCCUGACUUGUAGCGUGUGUUCAUCCCUGUCCCCCUUGGUGGCAACGAUGGGAUCCUCUUUUUGAUGUUUACCUUAUUGCCUAAAGAACAAGCACAUGUGACAAUAAUCAUACCAACAAAAGGUUUCUCCUUGGUAUUGCGUUUGCGUUGGUUUAUAUUUAGGUAUAGAUUCAUCCUGCUGCAGUGUUUCAGCAGAGAGACAAGCUUGCAUAUUGAUCUUGUGUACUUGUGUGACAGACCUCCCCUCGUGGUUGCUAUGCUGGUUGCUAUGCUGUAUUGCUAGAACAUUUAGAACGUGGUGGUGCGACGGAGGCAGCCUCGCUCUUGCAGUGCACACAGAUAUGAGAAGGCUCAACAACAGGAACACAUUCAGGCUGUUAAAACAAGUCAACCCCACCCACCCAUCCACUUGCUACCAGUUUUCACUUCGACUUGUCAUUUCGGUUCCACUUGGCCUAAUGUUGAAAGGACGCCUUUAGGACCCUCGCUGUCCUAUGCACUGUGAUAGUAAAGGACAAGACUUGGUCCGGAGGUUCUCUCAGCCUCGCCGGGCCAAAGAUCAAUUAACAUGGAUUGCUUGUGCACUGUCAGUGUUGACGCUGCCUCCUGCUGUAGUGGAGUCAUCUGUGACUUUUCAUAGUUUACACAGGGUGUUGUCAGUUCAGAUGCCUUAAGUAUUUAACAAUCAUAAUUUAUUACUAACUGUAGAUAUUGUGGGUAUGUAUUUAAUUUUAUAUAGUUUUUUUCGGGGAGGGUAUUGAAUCAUAAUUUAUUUAUUUAGAAAUAACACAAAAAUGCUAUGAAAAAACUAUUACCUCAUUUUUGCAUUGUUUUAAAUGGGAAUGCUUUGCAUGCAGUUGUACUUUUUAAAACACUAAAGUUAAAGAAAAAAAAGAGCCCUGCUGUUUGAUCUCCACAAGCUGGCUGUGCGAUGUUUACUGUCCAAGGCUGAGCUACUGAGCCCGCUCUUCGUCUCUUCCUCUCUCUCUCGCCCUCCGUCUCUCUCUCUCUCUGUCUCUCUCUCUCAUUCUCUCUGUCUGUCUCUCUCUCUCAUUCUCUCUGUCUGUCUCUCUCUCUCUCAUGUGGUGCUGUGGAUCUUGGUUACAUUCCAUUCAAUGCAAUUUCUCUGAUCCCCCAUGCUGUGAUGUAGUGGACAAACUGCAAUGAAGUGAAUUGAUUUUAGUUUGUGGUUUUUUUUUUUGUUUGUUUUGUUUUGAUUUUUUUGCACUCAUUUGUUUAAAUAUGGGAACCCUCUCACUGGCAAAAGAAAAAAAAUAGUUUAGAUAAUUUAAUAUCAUCACUAAGAACUCUGGCUUUUUGCUUCUCACAAUGCACUAUGGGUCUUAAUAAUGACGUGAAGCAUGUUCCUUUGCUUUAACUUGUUGUAUCUAUCUUUUUUUCCAUCUCUCUGGCGUUUCUCUUCAGUUAUUUUUCCAGAAUAGUUUGUAGACUUAAGCAUAACAAGUGCCUCGCUUUAAGUGUUAGGAGAUAUUUCCAUAUUACUGAAACCAUCAAUAACAAUCUGUCCAUGAAGUCACCAUGCCUUAUUGGUUGCAUAAUUAAUGAAAAGUAUGAGUCAUGAAAGAGCUAAGACAACAUGUGACAGGUGUCUACAAAAGCCAUUAUCCUCGAAAUUUAAGUCAAGCUGUCCAAAAUAGCUGUUGGUUUGUCGUGCUGAAGCAUUUAACUAUUGUGGAAUAGGAUAAAGAGGCAUGUUUCACUGUGGGCUUUACAAAUACUACAUUCAUUUCUCUUUUCUGUUUAGGCUCUAUCUCCUACUCGUCUUUUUUAUUUUACUGUACGUCUCAGACUCUACCCUGUUUCCUUUCACAGUCUAAAAGGAAGACCGGGAUUUAAAAGCACAACCUUUUCUAAAAAUGCAUGUUUUCUCAGGUUUCGAUAUAGUCUCAAUGGUUUAAUAGUAUACGAUGAAAAUAUAUACAAAGAAUAUAACAGAAAAAAAAAUAGUUUUGUUGCUGUUUGAAUCUGAAAAACAAAGCUGAAGAGAAAAUAUCCCAAAAAGUGCCAGUGAAAGGGCUGCCGCCAUCCUUGUAUGAAAAUCUGCUGUUUAGCUGUGACUGCGCAAUGUUUUUCAAUAUAGGAUAUUUUAUCUGAAAAUAGAAUAUUUAUCAUUAAUAUUAAAGCAAUAGCGCAUUAAUGGUGGUGAGUGUGUUGAUGAGGAAAUGGAUGAGCAUAUUAUGGGUAAAUGUUAGAUUCACGUGGUGGAAUUUUGUACUUUAUUUAUUAUUACUAAUAAUAAUAAUGAUAAUGAUUUCAAAAGUUGCAUUGCUAAACCCAAACUGUUCUGUUUUGUUUUUUAAUUUUAAUUUUAUUUCAUGGCUUGUAUAUUAUCCUUUUGUAUGUGCUCUUUUUGUAAUAAAUUGGAUAAAACUGACAAGUACUUGUUUU